AAACAAGAAAAAAAUUCAAAAUUUGAUCAAAACAGCUCUCCAACACUUAUCCGACUCUUUGCUAGUGUGCAUAGAAGGGACAUAUUGUUUAAGAAGUAGUAUUAUAUUUGAAGCUGCAUGCAAGCAUUUCAUAACACGUCAUCCUGAAUUAUUCAUAAAAUACUCUGAGAUUGCUUUUUUGGACAUGGUGUCGACAAAUUUUGAUAUCAUUAACGAAGUUCAUAUUAAAAUCUUGUGCAAAAGGUUAUCCACAGAAGUAAGAAUGUUGACGGAGAAGAAAUUAUUCAAUUUACUGAAAAAUGAGAGAACUCUCCGAGAAUUCAUUGAAGAAUUAAAAGAAAAAGAGGACGAGUUAAAUGAAUUUUUCAACUCGGACUUCUUCAGAUUCACUUGUUGGUCGGACAAUGUGUUGACUACAGAAUUCCUUUUACGAAGAAUGAAAGACAAGAGAAUUAUCAUUGAAAAUGCCCUCGAUUGCUGUUCGGAGACUGUUCGGAGAGCACUGAAAAAACAUCUGAAUUCAGACUCAUCCGAGGCUACCGCUAUUCCACCAUCACCGACCAUCUAUGGGGAACGGCAUGGACCAUUUGAAAACACUCUAACCUUUGACGCACUGGAAUGCCAAUGCCGUGAAUUUCCCAGACUCCGAUAUCACAACAAACUAGUGAGAGGGCUGGCAGAUAGAUUUGCAAAACUGCAGACAGAAAUCUCAGAGCUCAAAAUCAUAGAUUUCAUUCACUGGAAGCAAACAAAUGAAAAUCCUGUUAUAUAUGUUGCUGGAAAAAACCUCGGGAAGAGUUUUUCUUUUGUCUCGAAGCGUCGCGAAGAGAAAAUAACCAUAAGAGGUAUUGAGACAAAUCAUAACUACCGACGUCUAUCUAAGCCGACAUUCGCUGAUUUUAAGGGAAGAUCGCCCUCGUGUAUUCUAUACGAUUGUGGAGAUGAAGUAUCAAAACAAAAUCUUCUAACAGAGAUCAGAAAGUUAUCUAUGAAUGUUGCUGCUUCAGCUUUGACUUCGUUUGGCCCAUGUGUGAUAAUCGUCUUGAAACACGAAAAGUAUACACUAUCACCAACUGAUCUUAGAGAUAUGUCAGUAAAUGGUGUUCAAAUCGUUGCAUCCACCGGUGAUAGCGAUUUACUAGAGAACUUCACUUCAGCUUUUGAAAUCAUGAUGAUAGAAUACAUCAAACUUCUACAAUCAAAAUUAUGUUUUGAAUUCGCACCAUCUGCAAAACAAAUCAGGUCACUGAAGACAGAAUCAGAUGCUGUUAUAAAGCGGCUUCAGCUAGCUUCAAAACUACCUAAACAGAAUACAGACACCCCUGCAUCCAUGUCCAUACCCGAAGCAAUUCUGGCAGAGUUAGAUAACAAUGCUGAUAAAAUAUAUGGUUAUGGAUUUCGGCCAGAUGAGUUUUAUGUCCUGAUUUGCGACAGCCUUUCUUCUGUUGAUAAAGAGACUUUGCAGAAAAAAAUCUUGGAAUCAAAAGAAAGUGCUAACUCGAAUAAUGCUACUUCUUUCCUAUGGAAUAUCAAAUUUGAAAAUUCAAAAGGCGUUAAAAUAAUGGAACAUUUUGGAUCUGGAAGCCCUUUAUUACCGGAUCAAACCAAACCACAUAAAUUUGGUACACUUGGAGGUUUUGCUCAAAUUAACUCCAAAGAUGUUGUUGGACUAACAAAUUAUCAUGUUGUUGGUAAAAAUAUUGUUGCAUACGUUAAAGAUGGUGACACUUUAGUUAAACUAGGCAAAAGCACAUUUGUUCUCGUUCCUGGAGAGGAAUCUUUGGCUGAUGUUGCUCUUAUUGAAGUUGAGAAAUGUGUCUUAAACAGGUGCCAAAAGCCACUUGUUGAUGACGAAGACGAACCAAAGAGUGCAACAAUAUUUUUAGGAACACCAGAUCAAAUUUGUCCGGCAAUAGUUCAUAAGAAAGGUGCUUCAACUGGUAUAACACAAGGAACCGUGGUGGAUAUAAUGACAUACAGAGACGUCCUUGGUGAAAGAGAAACUCAAAGUGCGUUUCUGGUAGAAGACACGGAAAAACCUUUUAGUGCUCCUGGGGAUAGCGGGUCUAUCGUCUUCCAGAAUAGCUUGAGUGCAAGUCAAGAAGACAUAGAGGUAGUAGCGAUUCUAAAUGGAAGAUACAAAAGGCAUGAUGAGGAGGAAGAAUCGAGCUACGUUCUUUGCUCAAAUAUGACAUAUGUUUAUGAGAAACUACAUAGGAUGGGUAAAAAAUUGCAGUUUUUUAAAAAAGACUAGCUACAUUUCCGGGUAACCAUUAUAUCUCAUUCUUACUAAUAUAGUCCAGAAAUGCUUUAUUAUCAAGAAUAGAGGUGACCGUGCUAUAAUGUGAGUAAAUGCAA
Messenger RNA from Saccostrea echinata, 2358 nucleotides. RefSeq lists its product as uncharacterized. The record is from RefSeq and is a predicted model, not a curated record. Bases 185 to 2254 code for a protein of 689 amino acids. NCBI's taxonomy places the organism in Eukaryota, Metazoa, Mollusca, Bivalvia, Ostreida, Ostreidae. The transcript is spliced from 5 exons.